CUAAUUUUCCUUCAUUAUUAUUAUACAUGAAUAUUCAGUAAAUAUUUUUUCUGUCAUCUAAAGUAGUCUAGCAAAACAUCCAUUUAUUUUUUUCUUAAUAUUUUUGUGUUAAUUUGAUUAAAUUACAACAUAACGCAUGUUCAAACACAGCCGGACACAUUGCGGUAAUGAGAAUUUCAGCAGAAAAUGAGAUAAAAUUUACAAUUAUAAAUUCUUAUGUUGAAAUCACACAUUGUGCAAGGUAGAACACAGUAUUGUGUUAAUUCUGAUGCUUUUUAAUGUUACUAUAAUACACAUUUUAAAGCUAAAAUCAUUAGUGCCGUGCGUGGUGUUUCAAUGGUUUCGUGAGAAUCACCCAUCCCUUUAUUCUAGUAAUUACGGUAGGCCAGCGCAUGCGCAGAACGCGACAUCCGGAAAUAAUAUUGUAGGCAAGAAUUAAAAGCUCUUGAGUUGAGGGAUGGUGAAGACGCGGCACAGCCGAUGAUGCGUAAAGACUCUUAAAACAUGAACUAGGACCUGUUUUAAUUCGGGACGACAUCGGCGCGCUCACCAGAAUCUCAAUCUUUUAAGGGUUUGAAUUUUGAGGUUGCGAGCUUGAAGAGGAAAGCUUGAAAACACUGGAACACGGUUGGGUGCAAAGUUGGGUUACUUUGGGUGACAGCCGAUGCCAUAAUUCUGUAACAGUUGAUAACAGUUUAUUUUAACCACAUGCUUAUAUAAAUGUGGCCCUUGAGUUCAAAGGAUGGUAAUGACAUUAAGUUUGUCUGAUACUCUUUGGAAAAGACAGCUUUCUUACUGAAGUGUUUUUUUUUAGUUGUUAAAAACUGAAUUGCUUGUUGCAUCAACCGCGUAUGUGUGCAACUGAACAGUAGUGAAACCAUGGCGGAAUCAGUGAAGACCUUUCAAGCCCACCUGACCGCUGUCAUGGAUAGUUUGGUUCGCGCAUCCGUGUGCGAGAUCACCAAACUCUUCCAGGACACAGUGAACGACUAUCUGGUGGAAAUCUCACUAAACAGGAAAGAAAACGAAGCCCUUAAACUGAGGCUGAGAUUGACCGAGAAUAAACUGAGAAAUGAGCGCAAAUACGGCAUGUGUUGGGCGGCCGGUCGGCGCGCUGCCGGUCUACUUGGCACGGAGGACGCAGCGCGCAAGACGCGCCGAAUGGAUCUCCUAAGAGGCAAGCAGAGGAAGGAGUGGUGUGCUGAUGCAUGGGAGGAGGGGACUGCAGGAGCGAGGGAUGAGAGGAGGGACGUGUUCCGUGUCCAUCUGCCAACAGGAGGAGGUGGAGCGGGGGAGGAAGAAAGGAUGUGCGCUUCUGGCGAGGAGAAGGAGGCGCCCAGCAUUAAGGAGGAGGUGAGCAGCCAAUCAGAGGUGGAGAGCUACAGACCUACAGACUCCUUGAGACUUUUGCAAGAGGCUCUACAGAUGAACCAAAGUGAAACCAGCCCUCGCACAUCCAGUCCCACUCACGGCUCCGCCUCCACCUGUCCUGAAUCUGUUGCAGGGGGUUGGGAGGAGCAGGCGCUGCCUCCGUCAGAGGAACAAAUGACCAGCGGAGACGAGCUCAGCGGACUGGAGACCGCCCUGAAAGCCGAAUGUGAAAGAGAGGAGGCGGAGUCUGGCCUGGGAAGCGACUCUCACGAGGCUUGCGGUACCGGGGUCGCGUUCAUCGGACUGGACGGACAGUGCAGCUCUCGGCGGGCUGCGUCGACUUCGUCGCACAGAUCGGAGCCUCCCGAACUACGCCUCUCGUCGGCCUCCACCGACAAGGAAGAGCGAGACGGGUCAGGGGCAGAUUGCGGAGACGUCCUGCAUUUCUGCCAGCGGUGCGGUUGCGGCUUCAAUUCCGCCUCUGACCUGGCGGAGCACUCGUGCCCCGGAGCCGAGGAACAGCCCUAUCGGUGCUCCGAUUGCGGGAGAGCGUUCGGCCACGCCUGGAGCCUUAAGAGCCACGAAUGCGUGCAGGCGGGAGAACAGACGCAUCGCUGCGAGCUUUGCGGCAAACGCUUCACGCACUCGCGCUCCCUCGAGCGCCACCAGUUGGUUCACACGGGCGAGCGUCCCCACAGAUGCCCGCAGUGCGGCCGCAGCUUCAGUCGCCUCGGGAACCUGGAGAGGCACCAGCGCAUCCACACGGGCGAAAGGCCGUACGAGUGCAGCGUGUGUGGGAAACGCUUCAGUCGAGUGGAGUACCUGAAACGACAUCAGCAGAUCCACGCCGGAGAACGAGCCGAACGAAACUCCCACCACUGCUCUCAGUGCAACCAGACUUUCAUGGACACCGAGCAGUUCAAACAGCAUCCGUGUCCGUACAACCUUUGAUGUUUUCGUUCGUGUGAUGUUCCUCUACAUCUUUGAUAACUAGUCAGACCUGGAGCUUUAUAAUGUCUCUUAAAAAUAUGAAUCUGUCAUCAUUUAUUUCUCUUACUGCUAAACUGAUAUGAGAUUUCUCUUCACCGAAAGGAGAUUUUAAAGAGGCUUUUCUUUCUUCCCUAUAUGAUGAAUAUAAAUGGAGGCAAUAAGUCAGUCUUUUCUUUUGUGUAUGAAAAUGAAAUCAUACAUGUUUAAUAGUGUUGUGGAAUGAUGAAUUAUGCUCUAUAAGAUUUGGCACACAUCUUCUGCACACGUCUCCAUCCCAAACAUGACGUGAUAUAAAACCCUUUAACCUUAAAAGCAAAGCACACUUUAGUGAGAUUUGUAUUUCAGACAUGUUUAUAUCCUCAUCAUUAAUAAUAUGUUAUGUAAAUAUUUCAUUUAGAUGAUAUUUUAUUUAUAUUAGCUGCACAACAGGCACAUCUGUUUCAACUUUAAAGAAUGUAUUCAUGUAAACAACUCAAUAUUUGUUUAAUCUGAAGUUGUCUAUAACAUUUUGAUUUAGACUUUUGUUUUUUUAUUUGCUUCUGAAUUUUUAGUAGAUUUUGUUUUGACAUUUCGCCACCUUAUAAUGAUAAACUUCUGUCUGCAUUCUGAGAUAUUCAGCUUUUUGCAUUCCACUCCAUCUUUGAUAAAACCUUUAUUUAUAAAUAGUCCUUAAAAAAACGUAUACAAUAAUUACAAUAAUAUGUAAAUAAAAAUGAAUAAACACAUGUAAAUAAGAAUAUGUGAAUAACUCAAUUUUAACGUAAACGUCAGAUAUAGAAGUGUAUCAUUCCAAGCUGGUGAUUUAUCUUUGAUGUGUUUAUUCAUGAAGUAUGAGUUUAUUUAAAAUCACACACACACGUUACUUCUGCUCUUUCACUCAACAGAGUUAAAUGAAAUAUUUGUUUUGUUGACAGUAUUAAUUUUGGUCUUUAUUUAUACAUGUUGUAUUUUACUUUUAUAGCUAUUCAACAGUUUCAAUAUCAUAUGGAGAAAUAUGGUAAAUGUAAAUAAAUUCAUUCCAAAUGUU
Misgurnus anguillicaudatus (oriental weatherfish) is the source of this 3388-nucleotide messenger RNA. RefSeq lists its product as uncharacterized. Gene Ontology annotation, cellular component: nucleus. NCBI's taxonomy places the organism in Eukaryota, Metazoa, Chordata, Actinopteri, Cypriniformes, Cobitidae. Gene Ontology annotation, biological process: regulation of transcription by RNA polymerase II; embryo development. The record is from RefSeq and is a predicted model, not a curated record. Gene Ontology annotation, molecular function: DNA-binding transcription factor activity, RNA polymerase II-specific; RNA polymerase II transcription regulatory region sequence-specific DNA binding.